ACAUACUAGCAUGAAAAUGUGAUCUGCCUCCUUGACGUCUUCACACCUGACUACACACUGGAGAAAUUCCAAACCUUUUAUAUGGUAAUGCCAUUAGUAGCCCAGGAUCUGGGCCACAUUAUGAAGAGGCGGAGAUUAACUGAUCGCAUCAUCACAUACCUGUUCUACCAGCUUCUAAGGGGUCUCAAGUACAUUCAUUCUGCAGGGAUCGUUCAUCGGGAUCUGAAGCCCGGUAACCUUGCUGUGAGUGAGAACUGUGAAUUAAAGAUCCUGGAUUUUGGCCUGGCAAGACAGACAGAAGGUGAAAUGACUGGUUAUGUUGUGACGCGCUGGUACAGAGCACCAGAGGUCAUAUUCAACUGGAUGCACUACAGUCAAACAGUGGAUGUGUGGUCAGCUGCCUGUAUCCUGGCUGAGAUGAUUACGGGCCAGGUGCUUUUCCCAGGAGAGGACAGUAUUGAUCAGCUGAAGAGGAUCCUCCAUCUGACAGGAACACCAGACCUAUCCCUGGUCCAGAAGAUGCAGAGUAAAGAUGCACAAUCUUAUGUGAAGGGUCUUCCCCCGCAAAAGAAGAAAAACUUCAAGGAAGUGUUUGCAUCCAUGGAUGGAAAUGCUGUGGACAUACUGGAGGGGAUGUUACUGCUGGACCCGGAGACAAGGCUGACAGUUAAGCAGGGUCUGUCUCACCCCUUCCUGGCUGAAUAUCAUGACCCAGAGAGCGAGCCAGACUCUGAGCCGUACGACGACUCCUUCGAGAACCUGGAUCUUGCUGUCGGGGAGUGGAAGAGUCUUAUCCACAUGGAGAUCAUGACCUUUGACCCCGACAACCCCAGAAAGACAGCCAUGUAGAUGCUGUGACAUGCUUACACCUCCCUCUGUUUGGUUAUAACAGAGACACCAACUGCAAAGGUCAACACUGUCAACCUGAGACAAACAUAUACAAAAAUACAUCAAAAGUAUUUUUGGUGCAUCUGAUAUGUAUUGUAAUUGAAAUGCAUGUUACAAAACGGCAGCUUUAAUUUGUAAGGUGUCCUGUACAGGACAAGGUUUUUCUUCUGUUCUUCUAUUUGAAUAGAAAUGGCAUUACCUCAAACUUGAUCAAAAACACCGAACCACUGCUGUCUUCUCAUUUCAAAAAAUAUAAAAAUUAUUGACAAAAUAAUUUUAACUCAAGGUCUUGACUAGAGGUGGAAAGUAAUGAAUUACAUUUACACACAUUACCGUAAAUGAGUAGCUUUGGGGGUAUUUCUAUUUUUUAAGUAGUUUUUAAAAUGUUACUUCAACUUAAAGCUACAUUGUGUAAGAAUUUCGCCCAUCUAGCGUUGAGAUCAUAUAUCGCAAACUCUCUCUCGCCACGCAGUUCAAAGUAGGUAUUGCAGCUACGUUAGCCGUGACGCUUCAAAAAGUGAAAGUGUACAAAAGGCUGUCUAACAGGCGUUGUUGUUGGAGUGCGUGUCAGAGACACCAUGAGUGGGCACGACGGAAAGGAUAGGGAAAG
Etheostoma cragini (Arkansas darter) is the source of this 1498-nucleotide messenger RNA. Its product is annotated as STKc_p38 domain-containing protein. Gene Ontology annotation, biological process: intracellular signal transduction; protein phosphorylation. Lineage: Eukaryota; Metazoa; Chordata; Actinopteri; Perciformes; Percidae. Bases 82 to 849 code for a protein of 255 amino acids. Gene Ontology annotation, cellular component: cytoplasm; nucleus. The transcript has 12 exons. Gene Ontology annotation, molecular function: MAP kinase activity; ATP binding. The record is from RefSeq and is a predicted model, not a curated record.